Condylostylus longicornis is the source of this 3321-nucleotide messenger RNA. Its product is annotated as protein kinase 4-like. The record is from RefSeq and is a predicted model, not a curated record. The transcript is spliced from 5 exons. NCBI's taxonomy places the organism in Eukaryota, Metazoa, Arthropoda, Insecta, Diptera, Dolichopodidae. The coding region runs from base 1499 to 3268 and encodes 589 amino acids.
UAUUUGAAAAAAAAAAAAACAAAAUCAUAAUUAAAAUUUAAAAAAAUACUUAUACACUUAAUAAAAUAACUUAAAGUCCUAUUUAAAUAAAUAUAACUAAAAUAUAACUAAAAACAACAACAACAAAAAAAAAAAAUAUUGUUUUCAUUUUUAUUACUUAUUAUAUAUACUUACCUAUAUAUAUAUAUUUUUAAUUAAUUAUUCGCCACAUUUAAAAAAAUUAUCCAUAUAUAUAUAUUUUAAAUUAAAAUUAAAAUAUAAAUAAAUAAAUAAUUAGCUACAUUAUUAAUAAAAGAAAAAAAGUAAUGUGUAUAGUAAAAUUAUAACAAAAAAAAAAAGAACAAACAAAACAAAAGAAAAUAGUAUAACAGUAGAAUAUAUUUUCUGAAACAAAAAAAAUAAAAGAGAGAAACAUAAUAUACAAAAUAAAAAGAAAACCGAAAAAAAAACAACCCCUUCUUGUGAAAGAAAGAAUGAAAGAAUAAAAACACAAGUCAGUCAGUGUGUCAGUAUGUGAAAUGUAAUCUUAUGUAAAAUUUAUAAUGUUAUAUACCGUUAUAUUAUAUACUUCUAUUAUUAAUAUACUUUAAUGUAUAUUUCGUGAAAAAAAAAACACUCAUCACAUGUAUAUGUACAUUAUUUAUAAUACACAUCAGUAUAUAAAUUGAUAUACAAAAAUAUUAUACUGAUUUUGGAGUAAAAAAAAAAAAAAGGUAUACAUAUAAAUAACAAAGUAAAAAAUAUAAUACUUAUAUGGAAAAAUAAGUAGCAGAGAAAAAUAUAACAAAAUAUAAGGAAAAUUAUCUACUUUUAUACACGUUGUGUAUAUAUAUGCUUACAAACAUAUAUAUACAUUUAUAUGGUGUGACAACAGGUGGCGUGCGAUGGUGAAUAAUGUAAUUAUGGAAAUGAUUUGUCGGUACUAUUUUGGUGGAAGAACUCAUUAAGUGAAAAAACUUGAAGAGAAAACAUAAAAAAAAAAAAAAAUUAAUUUUUUUUUUUCCGUAUAUUUUUCAUUUGGGUGAAUAUUAUUUUGUGUACACACACUCACACACAUACGAGUAUAUAAUAAAUACAAAAUUCUUUUUUCCUGUCAGUUUUUAACUAUAUACCGUUAUAUAUAGUUUUUAUUUUUCUUGUGUUGUUGUUGCUGUUUUUGAGGUUUAGAAUCAUUAUUUUUUUUGUUAUAAAUAUUCCCAAUUUUAUUUUGGGGAAAAAAAAUAUUGUAUAUAAAAAAAAAAAAGAAGAGGAGGAGGUGAAAAAAAAAAACAAAAAAAAAAAAAUAUUAAUAAGAACCCCUCAGUAAAUGUGUUGUGUAGGGUUGUUUUAAUAAUUCUCUUCAAUUUUUUUUUUGAACUAAAAGUGAAAAAAACCAAAAAAAGGAUAAAUAAAUUUUUUCGGAAUAGUAGUGAUAAUUUUUUUUUUGUUUUGGUUCGGUUUUAAUUUUUUUUGGGUUUUAUUUCGGUAUGACAAUAAUAAUUUGGUGGAUUAAUGAGAAAUGAGUCAACAAGCUGUUUACUGUCUAAGUUUACAAAUAAGGCAACCAUCAUCUGAAGAAAAUAGCGAUGGCAAUAGUAAUAGUAGUAGUAAUACAUCAACAACAAUUACAUCGAAAGAACUUAUAACUAUGUCAAAAUCUAGUUCAACAACAACAGCAUCUACAUCAACAACAAGUUUAGAAAAAGGUACAAGUAGUAUUGAUCUUGAUGGUAGUACUCAUCAUCAUCAUCAUCAACAACAACAGCAACAACAACAACAGCAGCAACAUCACCAUCAACAAACAUCAACACCAAUACGUCAAAGAGGUACAUCAAUUCAUUUACAAAAAUUUCAACAAACAUCAACAUCAAUUGGAACAAGUACUACAAUAUCAGCUGCAACAUCAAUAACAAAAGCUUUACAACAACAACAUAUUCAACAACCGCAGCAGCAUCAACAACAACAACAACAACAACAACAGCAACCACAACAACAUCAUAGUAAUAUAAUAUUGGUGCGUGGAGCCAGAACUGAAAAUGGACAAAUCAUUUUACAAAAUUCACAUGAACUUUUAAGUUUAUUAAAUGCAGCUGCAGCUGCUAAUAAUAAUAAUAAUAAUAGUAAUCUUAACAAUAAUAAUCGUAAUGAUAAUUCUUCAUCACAUGAUGAUAAAUCACAUCAACAUCAACAAAUUAUAUUACAGCAACCACGUUUGAAAACAAGUACAGGGACUUCAUCGACAGGCAAUCAAACAAUUUUGCUACAGGCACCAAUUAAAACAACAACAAGUAAUAUACAUCAUGAUGGAUCUGGAUCAUCGUCUGGUUCAACAACAGCAACAACAGCUGUUCUAUUACAAUCAACAACUGGUAGUGGAAUUAAGAAAAAUGUAUUUCCAGAAGGUUCAAUUAUUUUACAACAACGACUUAAUAAUAAAAAUUCAAUAUUAAGUGUUAGUAGUAAUAGUGCUAAUCAACAUCAAAAUCAGCAACAACAACAUCAUCAUCAACAGCAGCAACAAGAUGCUGCAACUAAUAUUGGUAGUAAUAAUAAUACAACUAAUACAGCAACAGCUACAACAACUGGUGGUGGACCGUUUCUGUUACAAACUUUGAAACGUUUAGAUAAAUCUCAAUCGAUAUUGGUUUUUCGUAAUCCAAGUAGUAAUGCUGCAACGGUUUUAAGUAGUGCUAGUAUUGGAACAUCAACAACAUUAUCAUCUGCAAAUACAAAUGAUGUAACAACAUCAAUUUUAGGAGGAGGUACCACAUUAACCUUAACAUCAUCAACAAAAAAUUCUGGUAUAACAUCGUCCUCUGGUAAUAUAUCUGGUACAAUACUGACACAAAGAUCAACAACAGCUACAACAACAACAAAAUCUGUUAAUAGACCUAAUACAAAUAACAUCAGUAAUAAUAGUAACAAUAAUAAUAAUAACAGCAACAGUAACAAUAAUUCAAGUAAUAAUAAUAAUAUUGGUGGUCGUAAACAAAAUAUUUUAAAUGGUAAUUGUGGUACCAAUAGAAAUUUAAAUAAUAAUACAACAACAACACGUUUAGUAUUAGAGGAUAUACAAGUUGAUUCAAAUGAACCUACUAGAACAUCAAAUUCUACAACAACAGCAGCAACAACAGCUACUGCUGUCGUUUUACAAUCAUCACAAUUACAACAACAACAACAGCAAUUACACCAACAACAGCAACAGCAGCAGCAACAACAACGACAAAAUAAUGUACCACUUGGGACUGGUAAGUUAAAUUCAUCUAUUAAUGUUUUACAUCGAAAUUGACAGGUGCUCAUUUAAAUGCUAUAGAAUUAUACAUAAUAUAUAUAUAUAUAUAU